Molecule: messenger RNA, 1924 nt
Organism: Chelmon rostratus (copperband butterflyfish)
Lineage: Eukaryota; Metazoa; Chordata; Actinopteri; Chaetodontiformes; Chaetodontidae
Gene: prrx1b
Product: paired related homeobox 1b
Exons: 5
Coding region: 394-1197 (267 amino acids)
Biological process (GO): regulation of DNA-templated transcription
Molecular function (GO): DNA binding; DNA-binding transcription factor activity, RNA polymerase II-specific
Source: RefSeq, a predicted model, not a curated record
UCGUCAUCAGCAGCAGCAGCUCUUCCUGCUCAGAUGUGACUCAACCAGAGAGGGAAGAGAGCUUCUCCUCAGAGGACUUCUCGAAAAGCCACCUCGCUCUCAGGCAGCAGGACAAACUGGUGUUUUUCUUCUUCGCCGCUGACGCGCGCCGCUGGAUGGAUUGGCUGUAGGAGUUUGAUCGGGAAAAGCAGGCGAGGAGAAAAGUGUGCUGAAGUUUUUCGAGCCCUCCGCGGCUGAUCUGGAUCUGCUCGGAAGAACCGAGUCUCUCUCUGUGGCUGGUUUCUGGAGGCGCUGCUUGUGCGUUCUGCAUGCAAGGAUCUUCUCGGCUCGCUUGUAGUUUUUCUCUUUCUUCUUACUGCCGCUCCGCUUUUUCCGCUGUUCCCCACUUGCGUCAUGACUUCUAGCUAUGCACAUGUAAUGGACAGGCAAGCCACGAUAUCAAACCGCCUGGAGAGCCCGAUCACGUCGAACCUGGACAACCUGCAAGCCAAAAAGAACUUCUCGGUCAGCCACCUGUUGGAUCUGGAAGAGGCCGGGGAAAUGGUCGGCACCCAAGCGGACGAGAGCGUCGGGGAGGCGGGGAGGAGUAUGCUGGAGUCCCCGGGGCUGACCAGCGGGAGCGACACGACCCAGCAGGAGAAUGAACAGAUGAACACGGAGGAGAAGAAGAAGAGGAAGCAGCGCAGGAACAGGACCACCUUCAACAGCAGCCAGCUCCAGGCUCUGGAGAGAGUGUUCGAGAGGACACACUACCCCGACGCCUUCGUCAGAGAGGACCUGGCCCGCCGGGUCAACCUCACCGAGGCCAGAGUCCAGGUUUGGUUCCAGAACCGGAGAGCUAAGUUCCGCAGGAACGAGCGCGCCAUGCUGGCCAGCAAGAACGCCUCGCUCCUCAAAUCCUACUCAGGAGAUGUGACGGCGGUGGAGCAGCCAAUCGUACCGCGCCCUGCACCACGCCCUAACGACUACCUGUCCUGGGGCUCUGCUGCCCCCUACAGCUGGUAUCCGAUGCCGGAGGGGGGGCCAGUGCGAGUGCCACAGAAAAUGCUGCCCUCAGAGAACAACGCCAUGGCCACCUACCCGCCCACCUGCUCCAACACCAACACGUCCCAGGGAAUGAACAUGGCCAACAGCAUCGCCAACCUGCGGCUCAAAGCCAAGGAGUACAGCUUGAACCAGGUGCCCACGGUCAACUGAGAGGAGGAGGAGAGGCUGGGGGCUCGCGCAGGAGGGGAGGGGACCCUCUCUGCCGCCUCCGGGAUGAGCACCAUCUCACGUACCCCGGAUCACGAAGCCUCCUCUCCUUCCUGGAGCAGCCUCGGCCGCGUACUCUCACACCUGUAUGCAAAAUGCUGGACUACGAGUGAUGGCAGGAUUCUCCCUAAGCCGCCUUUUACUCUCCUGAGCAUCACUGAACUCUUGUUUGUGUAAAAAGACAUCCAGGCUGGAUGCUGUAGCCGAAUAUCUGCGUAGUUUUACAUUUGUGAUUGUGACUGAAGCGGAGGGCGAGUCUUUCACAGAUCAGUGUGUUUUCAGUCAGAGACGUCGCUCUCGGCGGAGACUCGAGCACGGACUACGUGGAUUUCCUCCGGUCCCUUUGGCCGCGGUGUUGGAUCGAAUUACGCACCGAAACUGGGAUCGACAACACUUUUUUCUUUUUCUUUUAAAAUCGACAACAAACCGACAAGAACUUCUGACAUUUAUGCGAUUUCUUUAAAAGAGUUAGUUUUGUUUUUCCACAUUUCUUUCCAUGUUAUACCACUGACGAGCAAACAUUUUCAACGCAUUUUGAUUUUCAUGUAAUAGUCCAAUAUAAAGGAGAGGCUAAUGUAUUUCUGAAUCCAAACCCAGUAGAUUCUCUUAAUUUCCUAUGAUAUCCUUUAUUUGUAACAGAAUAAAAACAUGUAUAUUAAUAAAAAUGCAU